This is a messenger RNA of Cricetulus griseus (Chinese hamster), 1136 nucleotides long. NCBI's taxonomy places the organism in Eukaryota, Metazoa, Chordata, Mammalia, Rodentia, Cricetidae. The record is from RefSeq and is a predicted model, not a curated record.
UAGACCUGCCCAUGAUCAUAGCACAUGGCAUCUAGCAGGGCUUUUGCCUCACUUCCUUCCCCUCCCCCUCUUUCCCUUUCAUAUCCCCCAGAUUGAAACUUGUGCCCUUCUCAUCCCAACCCUCCAAAACAAAAUGGGUUUUUUGGUUAGGUGAAACUGUGCUGCCCAGGCUCAGAAGUCAAAGAUUGUCACUUGGAUCCCAUUGAAAACUAUGGAUCUCAAACUAUGGAUCUGGCUGACCAAAAGGCUGGAGGCCAGAGGGUCUCAGGUUCCCAGGAGAAGAGGAAAUAGAAGGUGGUCACUGAGGUGGAGAGCUGGUUAGCUCAGAGGCAGAACUGGCCUGACUGGUCAGAGGUCCAAAGAGGGAGAGGUGAGCUGCUCUGUUUGGGAGAGGUGGGGUUCUAGGCAGAGAUGCUGAUGUGAUCUGGUCUCAAAUGAUCUUUCUAGUCCUGCAGAGUGGAUUUUUUUCUUGCUUGGCUCCCUGCUCUUUGCCACUUCUUGGGGUCAGUGGGAAGCCAUAGGACAGAUGACCACUGGAUAGAUGCCAUCUUGUAGCAGGCAGGGAAAGAAUUGGAACGAUGCCAGCGGCAGGCGGACGAAGUGACGGAAAUCAUGCUCACCAAUUUCGACAAGGUCCUGGAGCGUGACGGCAAGCUGGCAGAGCUGGAGCAGCGCUCGGACCAGCUCCUGGACAUGAGUUCGGCCUUCAGCAAGACAACCAAGACUCUAGCCCAGAAGAAGCGCUGGGAGAAUAUUCGGUGCCGGAUAUACUUGGGGCUGGCAGUGGCUGGUGGCCUGCUCAUCAUCCUGAUUGUGCUGCUGGUUGUCUUUCUUCCAACGAGCAAUGGGGACAGUAGUAAACCAUAGGCCUAGUAUGCAAGCACAGCCUUAGGGACUGAGAACUGACCCAGCCAGGCCUGGAGGAGAGGCUGAAUGGCUGCACUGGCCUGUUCUGGACAGAGAAUCCUGGCGUUUGCUUCUGCCUAGGUCACCCGAGUGAGCGCUGAAGGGCAUCCUGGAUAUGUGCACAUCUGUCUCCCAUCAUGCCAUAGACUGGCCCUUGAGGGCAGCCUGCUGCACUGGCCCAUCAGCGACACCCCUGGAGCUCAGUAAAAGCUGCUGUUUGGUUAAAAGUG